AUGUUCCUGGGGAACUCUCAGUGCGUCAGGUGUCUCUGCCCGUUGCCUCUCGUCCUGCUGCUCGGCACCACCAGAAGGAGCCAGCACGCUCCCGUGGGACACCGGCCCACACGGCCCCCGGGGCCUGCGGGCCACUGUGGCACCGCCACCCACAGCUCCCGCCCACAGUGUCACACCCUGGGCCACCCACAGUGCCCCAUGCCGCGCCACUCACAGUGUCACCCACAGAGCCACCCACAGGGCCACCCACAGUGCCCCAUACAGCGCCACUCACAGUGUCACCCACAGAGCCACCCACAGGGCCACCCACAGUGCCCCAUACAGCGCCACUCACAGUGUCACCCACAGAGCCACCCACAGGGCCACCCACAGUGCCCCAUACAGCGCCACUCACAGUGUCACCCACAGAGCCACCCACAGGGCCACCCACAGUGCCCCAUACAGCGCCACUCACAGUGUCACCCACAGAGCCACCCACAGGGCCACCCACAGUGCCCCAUACAGCGCCACUCACAGUGUCACCCACAGAGCCACCCACAGGGCCACCCACAGUGCCCCAUACAGCGCCACUCACAGUGUCACCCACAGAGCCACCCACAGGGCCACCCACAGUGCCCCAUACAGCGCCACUCACAGUGUCACCCACAGAGCCACCCACAGGGCCACCCACAGUGCCCCAUACAGCGCCACUCACAGUGUCACCCACAGAGCCACCCACAGGGCCACCCACAGUGCCCCAUACAGCGCCACUCACAGUGUCACCCACAGAGCCCCCCACAGGGCCACCCACAGUGGCCCAUGCCGCGCCACUCACAGUGUCACCCACAGAGCCCCCCACAGGGCCACCCACAGUGGCCCAUGCCGCGCCACUCACAGUGUCACCCACAGAGCCCCCCACAGGGCCACCCACAGUGGCCCAUGCCGCGCCACUCACAGUGUCACCCACAGAGCCCCCCACAGGGCCACCCACAGUGGCCCAUGCCGCGCCACUCACAGUGUCACCCACAGAGCCCCCCACAGGGCCACCCACAGUGGCCCAUGCCGCGCCACUCACAGUGUCACCCACAGUGCCCCAUGCAGCGCCACUCACAGUGUCACCCACAGAGCCACCCACAGCGCCACCCACAGUGCCCCAUGCAGCAUCACCCACAGAGCCACCCACAGUGCCCCAUGCCGCGCCACUCACAGUGUCACCCACAGAGCCACCCACAGUGCCCCAUGCCGCGCCACUCACAGUGUCACCCACAGAGCCACCCACAGGGCCACCCACAGUGCCCCAUACAGCGCCACUCACAGUGUCACCCACAGAGCCACCCACAGUGCCCCAUGCCGCGCCACUCACAGUGUCACCCACAGAGCCACCCACAGUGCCCCAUGCCGCGCCACUCACAGUGUCACCCACAGAGCCCCCCACAGGGCCACCCACAGUGCCCCAUGCCGCGCCACUCACAGUGUCACCCACAGAGCCCCCCACAGGGCCACCCACAGUGCCCCAUGCCGCGCCACUCACAGUGUCACCCACAGAGCCCCCCACAGGGCCACCCACAGUGCCCCAUGCCGCGCCACUCACAGUGUCACCCACAGAGCCCCCCACAGGGCCACCCACAGUGCCCCAUGCCGCGCCACUCACAGUGUCACCCACAGAGCCCCCCACAGGGCCACCCACAGUGCCCCAUGCCGCGCCACUCACAGUGUCACCCACAGAGCCCCCCACAGGGCCACCCACAGUGCCCCAUGCCGCGCCACUCACAGUGUCACCCACAGUGCCCCCACAGUGCCCCCUACAGGGCCACCCACAGCGCCCCCCGCGCGCUCGGCUCCCGACCCUGGCGUCAGUGA
Ficedula albicollis (Collared flycatcher) is the source of this 1839-nucleotide messenger RNA. Its product is annotated as basic salivary proline-rich protein 1-like. The coding region runs from base 1 to 1839 and encodes 612 amino acids. The transcript has a single exon. NCBI's taxonomy places the organism in Eukaryota, Metazoa, Chordata, Aves, Passeriformes, Muscicapidae. The record is from RefSeq and is a predicted model, not a curated record.